Molecule: messenger RNA, 2155 nt
Organism: Megalops cyprinoides (Indo-Pacific tarpon)
Lineage: Eukaryota; Metazoa; Chordata; Actinopteri; Elopiformes; Megalopidae
Product: palmitoyltransferase AKR1
Exons: 10
Coding region: 208-1863 (551 amino acids)
Biological process (GO): protein palmitoylation
Cellular component (GO): Golgi membrane
Molecular function (GO): palmitoyltransferase activity; protein binding
Source: RefSeq, a predicted model, not a curated record
UUCAUGCAACAAUGUACGAUGCAGCUGCAAUGUAUCGGAAAGCCGAUUGGAGGCAUGUAAGCAAACGGCGCAGUACGUAUGUAGGUAGCUAAUACAUACAAGAGCUGUUGCUGUGUAACGCUGCGUCUUCACGGAGCUUCACAAAGCAGCAGAGGACAGACGAUUGCUAUUUUUUGGGUGGCUGGUUUAGUUUAGUUAUUGCCUAGCAUGCUUCCUGUAGUUGCGUGUACCGACGCUGGAGGUGGUGACAUAUUUGACACAAUUCAGAAAGGAAAUAUCGACCAGUGCGCGCACAUCAUUCAACUCGACCGGUCGACGCUGAAACAGAAGGGAUGGGGCGGGUUCACACCCCUUCAUUACGCCGCCUUCCAAGGGAACCGGGCCCUGGCGGAGCUCCUGCUGAGCAGCGGCGCCGACACCAACGUGCCCUGCGACGCGGGCCAGACGCCUUUCCACUUCGCCUGCAGGCACGGGAACAUUUACAUCAUGCACCAGAUGCAACAGCACGGAGCUGACCUCCGCCUCGCUGACCACCAGGGGAAAACGGCCUUCCACCAUUCGGUCGCUGGGGGAAGCAUCUUUGCCGUUCAGUACCUGAAGGAAACGGGCAUGUUCAACUUUUCGGACACCGACAAAUUCCUGAUCACCCCGCUGCACCUGGCGGCCUCCACAGGGAACACGGACGUGGUGAAGUACCUGCUGCGAAAUAACCGCUGCCCAGCGGACGCUGCGGACCAGCAGGGGAUGACAGCGCUGCAUGUGGCAGCGGAGAAAGGCGCCAUCGAAGUGAGCUGGCUGCUGCUGCAGAGCGCAGGGCUGCGCAUACUGCACCUGAGGAGCCACAGCGGCCUCGCGCCCUUAGACCUCUGCAGGCACGGAACCACUUUCAGACAUCAGGAGCUGACUCAGAUUCUUAAUCAGUUCAUCAAUGAACCAACAGAUCAGAAACCCAGGGAGUCAUAUGUUAUGUACUACUGGACUCUCCUGUUCCCGUCCGUCUGUGGUGCUGUGAUUCUUCUCAUAGCCGCGGCACUAGGAGGCUACGGUGGGGUUUUCUGCGGGCUGCUGUUCCCCUGCUUGGGGAAGAGCAUUCUCUCCCAAUACCACAGGAUGAACAGCUAUCAGGGGUUGCCAAACCCUGUUUACCUCGGGACCCUUGGUGCAGGAAUAUUCCAUUCGUUGGUCUGCUUUGUCUGUAAAAUUAUGCCAAAUAUCUGGCCGGCCAACACCCUGCUCCAUGUGUCGAUCGUCCACUUUUUCGUGGUCCUUUGGAUGUUCUGGAAGGUUCUGACCAAAGAUCCAGGACAGUUACACGAACCAGAAGCCGACCCCAGGUUUUCAAGCAUAAUGGACUUAGUGGAAGCGAACCAGAACCCCAGCAAGUUCUGCAUCUACUGUGAGCUAUUCCAACCGGAAAACUGUAAGCACUGCAAGCUGUGUAACGUGUGUGUGCUGGAGUACGACCACCACUGCCUGUUCCUCAACCACUGCGUCGGGAGGGACAACCACCGCCUCUUCGUGGUCUUCAUCCUGGCCCUGGCGGUGGCGCACGCACUCUUCAUCUGCUCCGCUGCAUGCUACCUGUCCGGUAAGUACCCGGGCCCUGGCCGGCCCGCCUGGACCGCGGUGGCGGGGGCGGAGGCCUGGGUGCUGGUGCUGGCCAUCAUGAACCUCCUCACGGCUGUCUGGGAGGGCUGGCUGCUGAAGGAGCAGCUCGAGGCCAUCUCCGAGGGGACCACCACGUACUUCCGGCACUGCGGGAGUGAGCGCCGGCCCCUCAGGCAGCGCUGGGGUGCGGUCGCCUCGUUCCUGCUCCAGGGCAAGGUGCCGAAGCGGCAGCGCAGGUCACCGGUAGCCGUCUGAAAUGGCGCUGUGCCGUGCGCCGUUCCGCGGUCCUGGUAUAUGCACAGGGUGUGUGUGUAUACAGUGCUUGUGUGGAGGAUUGAGCUGUGGUCCAGCUUCAGCCCUCCAUUUCCUCAACGAUGGUCUUAAUUUUUUCUUACUCUACUUACUGUGAAUACCAAAGUAGAUGGGUUGUUGUCAGUCUUUUUUUAACUAUGGAAACAAUACUGUUACAAUACUGAGGCCUCAGUUCUGAGUACCUUUUUAUGGGGUACUAAGGGACAAGCAGAAUGGGACUAGGACUGUGAAAAUG